This is a messenger RNA of Aureobasidium uvarum, 795 nucleotides long. The record is from the annotation of a GenBank genome assembly. NCBI's taxonomy places the organism in Eukaryota, Fungi, Ascomycota, Dothideomycetes, Dothideales, Saccotheciaceae.
AUGCCUCAACCAUGUUCUCUUAUGGAACUCCCACGCGAGCUUCGAGACAUGAUCUAUACAAAUGUCUUCUCCUUCGCCCAUUCGACAGACCAAUCAAUUGCUCGACAACAUGAGUCGCAUUGCGGCGCCGAGGAUCCUAUCAUUGUCCGUUUGAGCACCAUCUCCUUCAACUGGCUCGACCUCAUGCGAACAAAUGGUCUGGUCGCAGAUGAGAUGCGACAACUUUAUCAUAUGUCAUCCUGCCACAAGUCCGCCGCCGAUCAAACGUGGUCUGCGCAACUCACACUCAAUAACGACGAGUACGCGCUUACCUGGACAUCAUUACCGUGUCCAUCAUCUUGUGUACGGCACCUCUCCAUCGACUUCAAGAUCAACCUCACACUUUCGAAGUUCGGUCACUGGGACAAUGACAGCAAAGACAAACCUGGCAACAUUUUCAAAGCGUUAUUGGAAUUGCUUAACCAGAUCGCUCGUCAUGGACCCAACAUCACUGUCACAGAGACAUUACGCCAGUCCAUCACCUUCGAGACACUAAGCCUCAAAAUCUGGUUUACUGAUGAAGAGAAGCCAUACUUGACACCUUCUGGCCCGGAAAGCAUCUACAUACUCGGAUAUGGCAAGCGUCGUCUUUACAGUCGACUGAUUGAGGAUAUCAUUACUGCCUGUGGAAAUCGCCUUUUGGAAGAGACGGUUAGAAACAUCAGCAUACAAGGACCAAAGAGCUUGGAGUCGCCAAAGACAGACAUCACAAUAGCGCAUAGUGAUGACCGUCAUGAAAAGACUGAGCGGGAUUAG